Molecule: messenger RNA, 4072 nt
Organism: Cricetulus griseus (Chinese hamster)
Lineage: Eukaryota; Metazoa; Chordata; Mammalia; Rodentia; Cricetidae
Source: RefSeq, a predicted model, not a curated record
AUGGAAGGUGGCAGCAUAGCAUAUUUGUCUUCAGCAAAGCGGAAGUUUGCAGAUUCCUUAAAUGAAUUUAAAUUUCAGUGUAUAGGAGAUGCAGAAACAGAUGAUGAGAUGUGUAUAGCGAGAUCUUUGCAAGAAUUUGCCACUGUUCUCAGGAAUCUUGAAGAUGAGCGGAGUCGCAUGAUUGAGAAUGCCAGCGAGGUGCUCAUCACGCCCUUGGAGAAGUUUCGAAAGGAACAGAUUGGGGCUGCCAGGGAAGCCAAAAAGAAGUAUGACAAAGAGACAGAGAAGUAUUGUGGCAUCUUAGAAAAGCAUUUGAAUUUGUCUUCCAAAAAGAAGGAAUCCCAGCUUCAGGAGGCAGACAGCCAAGUGGACCUGGUUCGGCAGCAUUUCUAUGAAGUGUCUCUGGAGUAUGUCUUUAAGGUGCAGGAAGUCCAAGAGAGAAAGAUGUUUGAGUUUGUGGAGCCCCUCCUGGCCUUCCUGCAAGGACUCUUCACUUUCUAUCACCAUGGUUAUGAGCUGGCCAAGGACUUUGGUGACUUUAAGACACAGUUGACCAUCAGCAUACAAAAUACAAGAAACCGCUUCGAAGGAACCAGGUCUGAAGUGGAAUCGCUGAUGAAGAAGAUGAAGGAAAACCCCCUUGAGCACAAGACCAUCAGCCCCUACACCAUGGAAGGGUACCUCUAUGUGCAGGAGAAACGUCACUUUGGAACUUCUUGGGUGAAGCACUACUGUACAUACCAACGGGACUCCAAACAAAUCACCAUGGUUCCAUUUGACCAAAAGUCAGGAGGAAAGGGGGGAGAAGAUGAGUCCAUCACUCUCAAAUCCUGCACUCGGCGGAAGACAGACUCCAUCGAGAAGAGAUUUUGCUUUGAUGUGGAAGCAGUAGACAGGUCAGGGGUUAUCACCAUGCAGGCGUUGUCGGAAGAGGACCGUAGGCUCUGGAUGGAAGCCAUGGAUGGCCGGGAACCUGUCUACAACUCAAACAAAGACAGCCAGAAUGAAGGAACUGCACAGUUGGACAGCAUUGGCUUCAGCAUAAUAAGGAAAUGCAUCCAUGCAGUGGAAACCAGAGGGAUCAAUGAACAAGGACUCUACCGAAUCGUGGGGGUCAACUCCAGAGUGCAGAAGUUGCUGAGUGUCUUGAUGGAUCCCAAAGCAGCCUCGGAGACAGAAACUGAUAUCUGUGCAGAAUGGGAGAUAAAGACUGUCACUAGUGCUCUGAAGACCUACCUGAGAAUGCUUCCAGGACCACUCAUGAUGUACCAGUUUCAAAGAAGUUUCAUCAAAGCAGCAAAGCUGGAAAACCAAGAAACCCGAGUGUCUGAGAUCCACAGCCUGGUCCAUCGGCUCCCAGAGAAGAACCGGCAGAUGUUGCAGCUGCUCAUGAACCACCUGGCGAAUGUCGCCAACAACCACAAGCAGAAUUUGAUGACUGUGGCAAACCUUGGCGUGGUGUUUGGACCCACCUUGCUGCGGCCUCAGGAAGAAACAGUGGCAGCCAUCAUGGACAUCAAGUUUCAGAACAUUGUCAUUGAGAUUUUAAUAGAGAACCAUGAAAAGAUAUUCAACACCGUGCCUGAUGUGCCCCUCACCAAUGCCCAGCUACACCUGUCCCGGAAGAAAAGCAGUGACUCCAAGCCUCCAUCCUGCAGUGAGAGGCCCCUGACGCUCUUCCAUGCUAUGCCGUCCACAGAAAAACAGGAGCAAAGGAACAGCAUCAUCAACUCCAGUUUGGAAUCAGUCUCCUCAAGUGCAAACAGCAUCCUUAAUUCUAGCAGCAGCCUGCAGCCCAAUAUGAACUCCAGUGACCCAAACCUGGAUGUAGUCAAACCUACUCGGCCCAACUCACUCCCCCCGAAUCCAAGCCCAACUUCACCCCUCUCGCCAUCAUGGCCCAUGUUCUCGGCGCCAUCCAGCCCUAUGCCCACCUCAUCCACGUCCAGCGACUCAUCCCCCGUCAGCACACCGUUCCGGAAGGCAAAGGCCUUGUAUGCCUGCAAAGCUGAACACGACUCUGAGCUCUCCUUCACGGCAGGCACCGUCUUUGAUAAUGUUCAUCCAUCUCAGGAGCCUGGCUGGUUGGAGGGGACUCUGAAUGGAAAGACUGGCCUCAUCCCAGAGAACUACGUGGAGUUCCUCUAACCUCAAGCCCAGGCAGAGCUGCUGAGCUUUACGUGGUCUCCAUGACAACUGCUGAUUCUGGUGUUGUGGGCCACUUUUCAUUACCACUGAGAAAGCAGAGAGCCUGAUUGUUGCUUCCUGCCAACAUGAAUGCAUCUGGGAACUUGUGUCACGUCUCUCCAUGAUCAUCUCAGCUGACAGCACCACAGUGAUGCUGCAAGAACUGAAAGUCAAUGGGCAGAGGAGGCCAUUUGAUUUCCAUAACCCAGAGGAAGUCCUGCAAAGCUGUUUUCUCGUGAGUGCCCUAAAUAGCAAGCCCCGAUUUCAUUUCAACAGUCAUCCAAACGCACAGGCUUCUGAAAGGAGGAAACAGGAUGAGAAUAGUGCUACAGAAAGUGUAGCGUUGCUGAGCUGGACAAGGCAAGGCAAAGAAACCAAGAUGCAGGCUGCCUCUACUGCUGUGUUUACAGCGGGCCCUCCUUCUCUCUCCUUCCUUCUCCCAGAGACACAGUGCUGCAGGCAGCUGGACCUGUCGGCAAGCACACAGGAUGGAGAGGUUGCCCCAUUGUUUGUGUAAGGUCCAAUCUCUCACCAUCUCUUGAGCAGCUGUUGGCCUAUAAUCAGCAGAAUUCAGUCCAGCCCUCUCAUGCAAAGCAGCACAUGACGCUCACGUUCUCUGCCACUGAAGGCUUCCAUCACUGCCAUCACCUAGUAACCAUAGCAACCCAAUCUACUCUAAAACUAAGCCAAAAAUAAUACUUCUCUUUGUAUGACACCCCCCUCCACCAGCUCUGGUGGUUUUUUUUUAGAAUGGUCUUCCAACAAUCUAAAACAAAGAUUAGACCAUUAGGGCGGUCUGUCUGAGGCAGACAGGACAACAACUAGGGACUGUUUCUUUUCUUGUAUAUGUUAGCAUCAUCAGGAGAGGUUUGGAGAAAAAUCUAGGAACCUGUUGAGAUUAAACCCAAACACAGUCAGUACUUAUGUUCUUCAUGCAAUGAGUUCUUGCUUCAGAGGGCAAGAUGCUGCCUCCCUCUGGGCAUCUGGCGGGUCCCCUCCUGUCCCCACUCUCCCUGCUGCCUGUCUUUGCCCUUGCCAAUGACACAAAACAGCUCCCUAGAAUGUUUUUGCUACUGAGGUCCAAUGGAAUUGAGAGAUGAUUUUUGGGCCAAAUCUGUAGCCUGAAUUUUAAAAGGACAUCUGUAUUCACUGCCACCCAGAAAAAGAGGGAAUCAUUAACUAGUUGUCCAGGCAUGAGACUAAUAUAGACUAAGAAUCUGGAGGACGCCAGAUGUUGAGGCCUGGAGGCUAGGGAGGAUGCCUUCUAGGAGAGGGAAUUCCUGAUUAAAAGGCACUGGGUUUAUCUGUUGUGCAUGGGAGACUACCUGGACAUCUCAACAUCACGUGACCUCCAAAGAACAGAAUCAUGGUAUCUUCAUACGUGAAUGCCCUUACACUAGAAGGACUCUGGACAGACAAACUGCCACACUCUCCAGGAGCCCCUUGGAUGGCAGUGUUGCUCCAGCGUGUCUUUGGCUCUGGAAUUCCCUUAGGGUUCUUAAAUGAAGAAAAGAAAAACUUGAAUUGUGUUGAAUUACUGUAUCUUUUGCUUUUUUUAAAGAUAAAUGUGUAAAUAGAAUGAUUUGGAAUAUUAUAUGGUAAAGUUUUAUAUUUGAUAUUCUUUAAGCUAGUUGCUCCAUACAUUUAGUCUUUUGAUUGCUGAACAAAUGUGUUUAAAAGGGUACAAGAGAGGCAGGGUUGAUGAAUCAUGGUCACGUCCCCUCUCUGGCCCAGUGAAAGAAUGUUUCCUUAUGGUUCUUGUCGGUAAGCCUGAAAAGUUCAUUGUAUUCAGUUUUCUGUAUCUAUGUGUGAUUCCAGGCUUCAGAGUUUAAAAAGUUUUUCAGGUGAUGAAUUUUCAAAGAACUCCCAUCUAACAGUAAAGUGA